This is a messenger RNA of Xyrichtys novacula (pearly razorfish), 2056 nucleotides long. Lineage: Eukaryota; Metazoa; Chordata; Actinopteri; Labriformes; Labridae. The record is from the annotation of a GenBank genome assembly.
GGUGGCGGUAAUCAAAGCAUUCAUUCAAAGUUUCCGGAUCAAAGGUGAAAGUUGAACCGUAGCAGCAGCGCUCUCCUUACGUUAGCCAACAACAAUGGCUAAACAUCAUCCAGAUUUGAUCUUCUGCAGAAAACAAGCCGGUGUCGGUAAGUAGGAACCUACUUGGGAACGCUUUGAUUCUGUCUUUAUACCUUCGCCUUUUCUACAUGCUGCGUUUAAUGAGCUUAAUGUCAAAUUCCAGCCUCUGUGUUAGCAUUUACAGCAUGGUUCAUUGAUACAAAAGCCCAGGGUCCGGGUCCAACCAAACGUUUCUGUCAAAAAAAUAACACUGAACUUCCUGUUUAAUUCACAAAUACUCAUUAAUUGAGCUUGCAUCAGUAACAUCUAUAACAACUACAACAUCGAUAUCAUCAACAAUGUAUUCAACAUCAGUAACAUCUAUAACAUCUCUAACGCCUAACAUCAAUAACUCCUAUAUUAUCAAUAUAACUUCUAUAACAUUCUCGUCUCUGUUUUCAUUUCUCAGCUAUCGGGAGACUGUGCGAGAAAUGUAAGUGUUAAAACCGCCAAUUUGUUUGUCACACACAUUGUACUUGGAUAAGGAUUUAUCCUGAAACGCCUUUCUGAGAGAUUUCCCUGUGUUUAGGUUUACAUCAUUUUUGACUGCUUUAAUCUACUUCUUCCAAGGUGAUGGGAAAUGUGUCAUCUGUGACUCCUAUGUGAGGCCGUGCACGCUGGUGCGUAUCUGUGAUGAGUGUAACUACGGAUCCUACCAGGGCCGCUGUGUCAUCUGUGGAGGGCCCGGGGUGUCUGAUGCAUAUUACUGCAAAGAGUGCACCAUCCAGGAGAAAGACGUGAGUCGCUUAGCACACUGUUUUUUUUUUUUUUUUUAUGUGUGUCCAUACAAGUCUUGUUUUCUUAUUGAAGGGGAUAUUCUGGCGUAAAAUUGAAACACACGUAACACUGAGUUAUAGACCCCCCCCUUGAGAGAUGAAUGUUGCUGACCACUUGCUUCUCUAGUUAUACCAACUUUAGUAACGACUGCACAAUAGCAAUACACAACAGUCUGAGCCACAAAUAAUGCUCAGAACAGCACCUAACUUCAUCAACAGUACACAUAGGGUCCUAACCACAGUACUAGCCACCAAACAUCUUUUCAACUUUGCCUGAUUUCUUUAGAAAAGAGACUAAACACAACUCACCUACUCUCUUCCAGCAGCCGCUUGUUUGUAGCGAGACCUCAGGCGAGUCCAUUACGGACUGCUGUGGGGUGACGUCUUUAUUAUUUCCUUGUUGUAAUAGCCACCAUUUUAAUCAUUUUGCAUUGCGGACGCUGUAGUUCUUCUCAGUCUGAUUGCAUUUCAAUGAGGAAAUGAUCAUAAAUGUUCUUCCUUGAGCUGCGUCACCCAUUAAAAUUUGUAAUGGACUGGCCUGAGGUGUUGCUACAAACAAGCGGCUGCUGGAAGAGAGUAGGUGAGUUGUGUUUAGUCUCUUUGCUAAAGAAAUUAGGCAAAGUUAAAAAGAUGUUUGGUGGCUAGUAUUAUGGCUAGGACCCUAUUUUUACUGUUGAUGAAGUUAGGUGCUGGUCUGAGCAUUAUUUGUGGCUAUAGUGCAGCUUUAUGGUUGAGGUUUGUUUAUGGCUCCUCAGACAGCUGUGUAUUGCUAUCAUGCAGUUGUUACUAAAGUUUGUAUAACUCGAGAAGCAAGCAGUCAGCAACAUUCAUCUCUCGAGGGGGUGUCUGACUCAGUGUUACGGUGUGUUUGACCCCAACUUUAUUUUACGCUGGAAUAUCCCUUUAAUUCAGCAAACCAUAAGAACUUCCAAACUGACUGCAACUGUGUUUCUGUUACAGCGGGACGGCUGUCCAAAGAUUGUGAAUUUGGGCAGUUCAAAAACAGAUCUGUUUUAUGAAAGGAAGAAGUAUGGCUUCAAGAAGAGGUGAAGACACCACAGUCCAGUCCUUUUUUUUAGUUUUUCAGCUUUACAGGUUUCUUAAAAACAUCAAAAUCUUUCUUUUGACUUGUCAAUAAAGUUCUUUUUGUAUUUCAUCCUGUA